Molecule: messenger RNA, 558 nt
Organism: Chlorella variabilis
Lineage: Eukaryota; Viridiplantae; Chlorophyta; Trebouxiophyceae; Chlorellales; Chlorellaceae
Exons: 5
Coding region: 1-558 (185 amino acids)
Source: RefSeq, a predicted model, not a curated record
AUGGUGGAUGCACGAAGUCGUCUGUUCAAGGUUUAUUCACGACGACAGGAUUGUAACACAAACAAAGCAACUUCUGUGAGACCCCCGCCCCCCCCGACUCCUGCCCCGCAGGAGCUCAAGGAAGCGAGCAGGAACCGGGAGGCCACAGGAAUAGAGCUCAUUCCCGACGAGCGGAACGUCUACCUGUGGACAGCGCUGAUCAAGGGCCCCAAGGACACCCCUUUCGAGGGGGGCACGUUUGAGCUGGCCAUUACAGUCCCGGAGCAGUACCCCCUGGUGGCGCCAGCAGUGAAAUACCGCACCAGAAUCUUCCAUCCAAAUGUUCAUUGGAAGGCAAGUCUACUCCGCACGGGGGAGAUUUGCCUGGACAUCCUUAAGAAUGCAUGGAGCCCUGCAUGGACGCUGAGUUCUGUGUGCCAAGCAAUAGUGGCGCUCAUGUCAGACCCAGCACCAGACAGCCCGCUCAACUGCGAUGCCGGCAACCUGCUUCGCAGUGGCGACUACCGAGGGUACAACUCCAUGGCACGAAUGCUUACAUGUGAGCAUGCUUCACGAUGA